Vidua macroura (Pin-tailed whydah) is the source of this 900-nucleotide messenger RNA. RefSeq names its product skin secretory protein xP2-like. The record is from RefSeq and is a predicted model, not a curated record. Bases 1 to 900 code for a protein of 299 amino acids. NCBI's taxonomy places the organism in Eukaryota, Metazoa, Chordata, Aves, Passeriformes, Viduidae. The transcript has a single exon.
AUGGCGCGUCCGCAGCCCCCGCCUCUAUCGAUCCCGGCGCUGCAGGCGGCGGCGGGCGGCGGCGGGGGACGCGCAGCUGCUGCUCAUGGCACCCGCCGCCCUGCCGGGAGAGAGAGCCCCGCGGGACGGGGAGGUGAGGACGGGACCCCGGUACCGCACCAGACCCUCUCCCGCUCCCCCCCACCCCGCUCCUCGGGAGAUGGGACCCCGCUCCCGGCGGGCAGAGCUCCCGCCCCCUCCCUCCCUCCCGGGGCAGGGGCGGCCCAGCGGACGCCACACUCACGGCUUGGCCCGGGGCGGGCGCGGACAACGUUGCCGGUGCCGGUGCUCACGCGGCGGCAGGGCCUGGCACAUUCCCAGCGGCGGACCCGGACGCCCUGCCCGUUCCCACCGCCGCGGCUCUGCCCAUGGCGGGGGACAACCGGAGGAGGUGGGGGGGGUCCCGUGCCGUGCCGGGGGACAGCGGCGGGCGGGGGGUCUGGCGCGGCCCUUCCCGCUACGUCACCAGGAGCCGGCCCGACAUCCCGGAUCGCCGCGGGGCCGCCCCGCGCCCCGCCCCGCCGCGCACGCGCCGCCACCGCCCCCGGCCCCGCCCCUCUCGCGCGCGUACGGACAGAGGCGCGCGACCCGGCCCCGCCCCCCCCCCCCCCCCCGCGCGCGCCCGCCCGCCCACCGGCGCCGUUAACCGGCAGCGGCAGCCCCGCCCCGCGCGGCGCUGAUUGGCCGGGAGGCGGCCGCGAGCGCCGCGGGCCGGCGGCUGAUUGGGCGGUCGGAGCGCGCGCGCGCGCGCGCGCGGCGGCGGCGGCGGGGAGGGAGGGGGCGCGGAGGUGGCGGCGGGCGCGCGGCGCCGGCGCCCCCUGGCGGGCGCGACGAGCGCGACAGGCGGGCGGGAGUGACUGA